CAAGUAGAAAAGAAAAGAAGAUCUUCAUUGCAAUGCCCAAGGGUCAUGAUAAUGAUUCCAAGGAUUUCGUCCUAAUACCAUCUACUGGAACAAGUAAUCUAGGUGGAGAAAAUGAAAAGGCUUAUAUAUUUAACAAGAAAGAUAUCGUUGAAGCUUCAAAGGGAGAGGUUGAAUAUUUGGAUGAAAAGUUAGUCGAUUAUCCAAAAAUCAUAACAAUUAUUGAAGAAUCAAAUGUUACUGGCAGUGACUAUAAAGUAAAUAGAGAAGUUGUGAUUGGAAAAAUAGAUUAUCACGUUGAUGAUAUAUUAAACGAUGAAGUUACUCAGUUGUUGAAGUUACAAUUAGAAGAAAGGUUUCACAGACAAGAAAUAGAGAGGAUUGCUGAGGAAAAUGUGUCACUCGAAAACAAGUUAUUUAUAUAUCCUCCUGUGGUUACGCCUGAUCAAGAGAUUGAAGUGUUUCUUAACAAGAGUCUUUCAACUCUGUGUAUUGAGUCAGAUAUUUUUAUUAAAGGAGGUUUUAAUGAUUGGAGAUGGAAACCUUUCACUGAGAGAUUGAAUAAAUCAGACCUACUCGGUGGUGAUUGGUGGUCUUGUCGAUUACACGUUCCAAAAGAAGCCUAUAGAGUGGACUUUGUGUUGUUCAAUGGGAAAAGUGUUUAUGACAAUAAUGACGAAAAGGAUUUCUCCAUACAUGUCGAUGGUGGAAUUACUGCAUUUGAGUUUGAAGAUUUCUUGCUCGAGGAAAAACGUAUAGAAUUAGAAAAACUUGCUACGGAGCAAGCUGAAAAAGAAGAGCAAGAAAAAAUUGCGAGAAAAAUAGAGGCUGAGAAGGCUGCGAGAGAGGAAGAUAGAUCAUUGGCUAUGGCAAAGGUAGAAUCGAAGAAAAAAUUGUUGCAAAAGUUGACAAAAAACGCAGUAAGAUCUGUUAAAAAUCUUUGGUACAUAGAACCUAUUAAGUUUGGAGGAAAAAGUUUGGUGAGAUUAUAUUAUAAUAGAAAAUCAGGUCCUCUUGCAAAAGUUCAAGAAGUAUGGCUUCAUGGUGGGUACAAUGAUUGGAUGGACAAAUUAUCAUUUGUUAAAAGGCUUGUCAAAAUUGGUCCAAAAGAUGGUGAUUGGUGGUGUGCUGAUGUUGUUGUCCCAGAGCAAGCAAUUGUCAUAGAUUGGGUUUUUGCUAAUGGUCCACCUAGAAAUGCAAGUGUGUAUGAUAACAACAAUGGUAAAGACUUUCGUGCUCUUGUGAAUAAGAGCAUACCAGAUGAAAAGACUUGGAUUUGGGAACAAGAAAGGACAUAUAUAAAAUUGCAAGAGCAAAGAAGGUUAAGAGAAGAAGCUCUGGCUGUGAAGGUUGAAAAAACAGCUAUUAUGAAAGCUGAAACAAAGAACAAAACUUUGCAGAGAUUUUUACAUUCUCAAAAGCAUGUUGUCUUCACUCAACCUCUUCGUGUUGAGGCAGGGAGUACAAUAACUGUGCUUUAUAAUCCCUGCAACACGAUCCUAAAUGGAAAACCAGAGGUUUGGUUUACACAUUCAUUUAAUCGUUGGACUCAUCGAAAUGGUUUAUUUCCACCUCAAAAAAUGUUGUCUUCAAACAAUGAAACUUAUGUCAAAACCUCCGUUAAGGUUCCAUUGGAUGCAUAUAUGAUAGAUUUUGUAUUCUCCGACAAAGAAGACGGUGGGGUUUUUGACAAUAACAAUACGAUGGAUUAUCAUAUACCUGUUUCAGGCAGUAUUGUAAAGGAAACAACCAUGCAUAUUGUUCAUAUUUCUGUUGAGAUGGCCCCUAUUGCGAAGGUUGGAGGGCUUGGUGACGUUGUUACUAGCCUAUCACGAGCAAUUGAAGAACUAGAUCACCAUGUAGAUAUUAUUCUUCCAAAGUACGAUUGUUUGAACCUUAGCAAUGUAAAAGAUUUUCGAUAUCACAGAAACUAUUUUUGGAAUGGAACUGAAAUAAAAGUAUGGCAUGGAAAGGUGGAAGGUCUCUCGGUGUACUUCUUAGAACCUCAUAAUGAUUUCUUUCGUGUUGGUCGUAUCUAUGGUUGUGAGAAUGAUGCAGAAAGAUUUGGUUUCUUUUGUCAUGCAGCUCUUGAAUAUUUAUUUCAAGAUGGAUUUCAACCGGAUAUCAUCCAUUGCCAUGAUUGGUCGAGUGCACCAGUUACAUGGUUAUGCAAAGAACAAUACAGACAUUGCAAUCUAAGCAAAGCAGGGGUUGUGUUUACAAUUCAUAACCUUGAAUUUGGAGCUCAUUUAAUUGGAAAAGCAAUGGCAUACACAAACAAGGCUACAACUGUUUCCCCAACUUAUUCUAGAGAGGUUUGUGAAAAUCCUGCAAUUGGUCCUCAUUUUGACAAGUUUCACGGUAUCUUAAAUGGAAUUGACCCUGAUAUAUGGGAUCCAUUUAAUGACAAGUUCUUACCUAUAUCGUACACAUCUGAAAACGUUGUUGAAGGUAAAAAAGCUGCCAAGGAAGCCUUGCAAGAUAGACUUGGUUUAAAAAGAGUUGAUCGUCCUUUAUUAGGGGUUAUUUCUCGAUUGACUCAUCAAAAAGGAAUUCAUCUCAUCAAACAUGCUAUACAUCGCACCCUAGAACGUGGUGGACAGGUUGUGUUACUUGGCUCAGCUCCAGACCCUUGUAUCCAAAAAGAUUUUGAAAAUUUGGCUAAUGAAUUACAUUCUGUUCAUCAUGAUCGUGUUAGACUUUGUCUUGUAUACGACGAGCCCUUAUCACACUUGAUAUAUGCUGGAGCUGAUUUCGUUGCAGUUCCUUCAAUCUUUGAGCCAUGUGGACUAACUCAACUUAUAGCAAUGAGAUAUGGUUCAAUACCUGUUGUUCGAAAAACAGGAGGACUAUAUGAUACUGUAUAUGACGUUGACCAUGAUAAAGAUAGAGCACAUGCACAAGAUCUUGAACCGAAUGGAUUCAGUUUCGAUGGAAGUGAUGCUACUGGUGUUGAUUAUGCCCUCAAUAGGGCAAUAUCAAGAUGGUACGAGGAUCGUAAUUGGUUUGACAAUUUAUGCAAAACAGUGAUGGAGCAAGAUUGGUCAUGGAAUCGUCCAGCUCUUGAUUAUUUAGAGCUUUACCAUGUUGCACGUAAGGCAGCAUGAGAUU
This is a messenger RNA of Vigna unguiculata (cowpea), 3108 nucleotides long. Its product is annotated as starch synthase 3, chloroplastic/amyloplastic-like. NCBI's taxonomy places the organism in Eukaryota, Viridiplantae, Streptophyta, Magnoliopsida, Fabales, Fabaceae. The record is from RefSeq and is a predicted model, not a curated record. Gene Ontology annotation, molecular function: alpha-1,4-glucan glucosyltransferase (UDP-glucose donor) activity; starch binding.